CUUAAAUACUUAAAACUUUUACACAAAGACAAGUUUUUCAGCACAAUGACAUUUUUUGUAAUUUCUCGAUUGCUUUUUCUCCAUCUCCUUCUCACUUUUCUUCACAUCUCUUCAGCUUUAGAGGUGAAAAGCUCCAACAGAAGUGUUCCCCAGGGGAGGAGCCUUGUUGUGUUUAAUGAUACACUUCUAGACCAGCAUAAGGAGCAGAUCCAGAGCUACAGGAUUAAACUAGUGGUUCCUCUUAUCUGCCUCUUAGCCUUUUCCAUCGGGCUUCCCACAAACACAUUAGCCCUCUGGUUGCUGGUCCUGCGAACCAAAAAGCUCCCUUCCACCAUUCUGCUGAUCAACCUCACCACCUGUGAUCUUCUGCUACUGCUGGUGCUCCCCUUUCGUAUUGUCUACCACUUCCUAGGCAACAACUGGACAUUUGGAGAACCAUUCUGUCGAAUUGUAAUUGCGCUCAUCUAUGGAAACAUGUACGGCUCAGUGGUAUGUCUGGCACUGAUCGCUGUGGAUCGCUAUGUAGCUCUCGUUCACCCUUUUGAUGCCAAGACACUUCGUAGUAACAAGAACUCAAUCUAUAUGAGUGUUUUGGUUUGGAUAGUAGUUGUAGCUGCGGCUGUGCCCUUGUUAGCCUCAAAACAGUCUUAUAACAUAAAGAAUCUUUCAAUAACAACCUGCCAUGAUGCACUGCCUUUAGAAGAGCAGGAAACGUACUUCCUGCCGUACUUUGCUACUCUCUUCUCCCUCUGCUUUCUGCUUCCACUGUUGGUUGUGCUGUUCUGCUAUUCUGCAGUGUUACGCACCCUUAUGGCUGAAGGCCAGCAUUUUGCCCAUGCAGUUAGAGUAACUGUGCUAAUGUUGAUGGUUUUUAUUGUUUGCUUAUUGCCUAGCAACGUUCUCUUGCUGUUGCAUUACUCCAAAUCGGACUUCGCCAAUGAUGACCUUUAUGUUCCGUACCUGAUCACUUUGUCUCUCAGCACCUUCAACAGCUGCAUCGAUCCUUUCAUCUUUUAUUAUGUGUCUAAGGAUUUCAGAAAUAGGUUAAAGGAGGCUCUAAGGUGUUCUAGGUCUGAUUCAGAGUCCUCCUCAGAAUCCAGGACAAAGAUGACCUUACUAUCAAAGAUGAGCACGACUGAAGGAUCCUUAAAUGUAGAAACAGCUUGAUCGUGAGUUUAGCAUAACAGUUACAGAAAUCAG
This is a messenger RNA of Rhinichthys klamathensis goyatoka, 1200 nucleotides long. RefSeq names its product proteinase-activated receptor 4. Gene Ontology annotation, cellular component: membrane. NCBI's taxonomy places the organism in Eukaryota, Metazoa, Chordata, Actinopteri, Cypriniformes, Leuciscidae. The transcript is spliced from 2 exons. The record is from RefSeq and is a predicted model, not a curated record. Bases 46 to 1167 code for a protein of 373 amino acids. Gene Ontology annotation, biological process: positive regulation of Rho protein signal transduction; phospholipase C-activating G protein-coupled receptor signaling pathway. Gene Ontology annotation, molecular function: G protein-coupled receptor activity.